Messenger RNA from Panicum virgatum (switchgrass), 1044 nucleotides. Its product is annotated as CRIB domain-containing protein RIC7-like. The transcript is spliced from 4 exons. Bases 1 to 708 code for a protein of 235 amino acids. The record is from RefSeq and is a predicted model, not a curated record. Lineage: Eukaryota; Viridiplantae; Streptophyta; Magnoliopsida; Poales; Poaceae.
AUGGGCACAAAGAUGAAGAAGGGGAUCCUGAAGCCGUUCCGCUACAUCUCAAACAUGAUGGAUGGUAAGGAGCCUGAAAUGCAAAUCGGGUUCCCAACGGAUGUAAAACAUGUAGCACAUAUCGGUUGGGACGGUCCUGGCGCCGCCAAUAACAACAACAACAAUGCUGGAGGAGCACCUAGCUGGAUGAAGGAUUACCACUCGGCACCGCUGGACUCGUCAUCUUUUAGGAGUGAGAGUGGAGGCACAGCUGCUGCAAAUCCCUGGGCUUCUCAAGAGAUAGUCAUGGAUGGAGGAAGCCUCGGCGAAACCUCCUUCCGGGACACGAAAAGCGAGGCCGGCGACGCCGGCGGGGAGGACUCCCCACUGUCCCCCGGCUCGCGCCGGUCGAGACGACACCGCUCCCGGGGCUCCGCCACCUCCUCCAUGGACGUCACGGGCGCCGAGGGCGCCGAGGAGAAGAAGAAGGACAAGGCCAAGAAGGGCAUCCGCAAGAACCGCAAGAAGGACAAGGACAAGCCGUCGGCCGGCGAGGACGGCGCCGCCGCCACCUGCCAGGACCUCCCAGCCGUGCCCAAGAAGUCCAACCGCCGGAAAAGCAAGGGCAGCUCCGAGGGCACCGGCGCCGCGGCGGCCAAGGACGGCGCCGCCGCGCCCGCGCCGGAGGAGGAGGCGGCGGCGCCCCUACCCCCCGUGGCCGACGACUAGGAUGGAUCCAAACUUUGGCGUCGUUUUGGGGAACCGAAUCAAGCAUUGCUGCAGAGAGUAUUCUGAGCCCGAUUAGUAAGGAUCAUGCGGCGAUCGAUGGAUAAUGGAUAUACGUAUAAUGGUGGUACAUGCGUUCAGGAUUUGAGGAGUCGUCGUCCGGAGGUUGAUGGUCACACGUUCAUCUUUAGCGUCGUCGGGAGUGGGGUGUGUGCACGCACAAAUGCCAUUUCUUUUCUCUAUUUCUUUCUGUAACAAUACUGGUCCAUUUUUUCUCCAACCUGUUAUAUACCUUGUUCAAGAUUUUUUCAUAUAUAAAAGUGUACUGGGUGCGCUAUA